GGUUCAUAGGUUGUUGCUCAACCACUGAACCACAUCUGCCAGGCUCAAUAUGUUAUCUUUGAGGAUCAUAGAGUCAGAAAUCCAGCCACACUUAAAUAGGAGAUGCUUGGAUAUGUAUAUAAGGAAACAGGGCUUCCAUGAAGGCAGUAUCUUUGUACUAUGCUAUCGUAGAAAUGACAAUUAUACUCAAAUGAGCCCAGUGCUGUUUUCUGAGAUGCAUCCUUUGUGUUUCUGGUGUCGUUCUCUUCAUCAGAGGAUGGCAUUAGCCCUGUGUCUGCAGGUGCUGGGCAGCCUGGGAGGCUGGCUCUCCCUCUACAUUUCUUGCUGCCACAUGAAUAAGCACCGAAGCUACGAAUGGAGCUGCCGGCUGGUCACACUCGCCCAUGGAGUCCUCGCGAUAGGCCUCUCAGCGUACAUUGGCUUCAUUGAUGGCCCCUGGCCUUUCACCUACCCAGGCUCACCCAAUACACCUCUGCAAGUGCGCGUCCUGUGUCUCACCUUGGGCUACUUCAUCUUCGACUUGGGCUGGUGCAUCUACUUCCAGUCUGAGGGUGCCCUGAUGCUGGCACACCACACUCUGAGCAUCCUGGGCAUCACCAUGGCCCUGGUGCUGGGAGAGUCGGGGACAGAGGUCAACGCAGUCCUCUUUGGAAGUGAGAUUACCAACCCCUUGCUGCAGCUGCGCUGGUUUCUCCGAGAAACAGGGCACUACCACAGCUUCACUGGCGACGUGGCGGACUUCCUCUUCGUGGCCCUGUUCACUGGAGUGAGGAUCGGCCUAGGAGCUCGCCUCCUUCUCUGCGAAAUGGUCUCACCCAAGCCCAGGUGGUUUAUGAAGGCGGGGGGCAUAGCCAUGUAUGCUGUGUCCUGGUGUUUCAUGUUAAGCAUCUGGCGCUUUGCCUGGAGGAAAAGCAUCAAGAAGUACCGUGCCUGGAGAGGCAGGCGGGGCGAGGAGCCGCAGCGGAAACAUCCUGGGUACCUCCAGGCGCACUAGCCGACGCCUACCGUGGCUGAUGGGUGGGGUGUUAGCCGUGGGGCCCAGGCUGGAAAUAGGGCUGUGAUGGAGCCAUGCUUGUCUAACAAAUGUAGGUUUCAGAAAAAGGGCUCCCUAAUCAGUCCGUGUCCAAGUGGAGCACAUACCAGUAUUAAAACCCUAACUCCUGCCGUGGUGCAGUCGUAGGCAGGCAGGCUCAGUGUCGCUGAGGAGGUCCGAACCGCAUUCCUUUCGGUUUGUGCUGACUGUGGUCCUGCAGCUCCUGGGCAGCUGGACAUUCAUAUAGCUCAGAGAGGAACCCGGAAAAGAUUGGCGCUACUUCUUCCUUAUUCCUUUGAGGGGUGACUUUUUCAACAAACACUACCCUGUUUUCCGUGUAGCAAUUUAAAGAAAUCCCACCAUUUACUACAAAGUGAGUGCCUGUUAGGGAGACUCAUGCCUUUGGCAUUCUGCGCAUUGGAUCAGAGAACGGCAUCUGCUUACUUAACCAAAGGGAGGUGGGGGAGGCGCGGUAAGGGGCAGAACUGUGGCUUUGGGUGGGUUACUGGUUCAGCCUCCCUGUACCAACGAGGUUGGGGUCCCCCAGGCUACGUUUGGGUUGGUAUAUGGUGCGAGGACUCCCUGGACCCAGCAUGUAGUUGUACUCAUAGCUCUGAUUUAUCAUAGUGCAAGGGCACAAGGACAGAGCAGCAAGAGGAAAGGUGCCAGAGCAGACCCAGGGGGAGCCCAGGCCCAAACGUCCGAGUCCUCUCCCAGUGGCCUCACGCGGGCUGUCUGACUCCUCUAGCCAUGGUUUGUGAUAAUAUGUGUGACAAGCCUGCCAAGGAAGCUCAUUCGAGGCUCAGGUUUCCUUGGGGCUGGCCACGCACGCAGCCUUUGGCUGGCACGUACAAAGCUCCUGACUGCCAGAAGGGAAGGCGGUGUUCAGUAUAAACCAUGCGGCCUGUGCAGUGAGCCAGGCUGGUCGGUUCAUGGAGCUCUUCCCAAAUCCGUGUUCCCAGAUGCCCGCCAAGAGCCAGCCUUCCCAAGGACAGCAGCUCAGGCCUGCUGUGUUCCCUCUUCUGCUCAGAAUCCACAGAGCUGGGACUCGGGUGAGAGAUGGAGGAGGUGUGGGCAGGCUGACCCAGUCCUGCUGUCUGGGUUCUGCUUUGCCAGGGAAAAUGCCCCUUGUCAGGGCUUUUGUGCAUUAAUGUCCUGGCAUGAGCGGCUGUGAUGGAAUUCCACAGGAUUUCCCACAUGGACGCCACUGGACUGGAGGGAGACGGCAGUUCCGACUGCAGGUCUGCUAUGCUUCAUGCAAACUAGAACCAAAGACCGAAGUGUGUAGUGGCCUCAGGGUAGCGAGUCAAAGUUUUUCAUUUUGGACACACCCCCUUUAGUCCUGUUACUGUUUUUUCUUUUCUCUGGAAAAGGCACCACCAUCUGUGGACAACAUAUUAUGACAAGGCCAGUCUAGGAAGGAACAACAACAACAUGAGUGAUAUUCUCUGACCUCACCCGGAAAAGCAAGAAUGUAAACUUAGAACGAGACAUGUGGAAUCAAGAAUUCCUGCUUUCUUUUACGGAAUGUGGCUACUCCCUGGCUAACUCAUUUGGGCAGGUCACUUAUUCACUUCAUUCUUUGCCUCCGUGCAAAUCCUGGUGUGAAUGAAUGAAAUACCCCAUUGUGCAUCUCAUAGAGACAUUAGGUAGCAUUUCUUUUG
This is a messenger RNA of Myotis davidii, 2697 nucleotides long. RefSeq names its product transmembrane protein 136 (gene TLCD5). Lineage: Eukaryota; Metazoa; Chordata; Mammalia; Chiroptera; Vespertilionidae. The coding region runs from base 50 to 994 and encodes 314 amino acids. The transcript has 2 exons. The record is from RefSeq and is a predicted model, not a curated record. Gene Ontology annotation, cellular component: membrane.